Molecule: messenger RNA, 3978 nt
Organism: Perca flavescens (yellow perch)
Lineage: Eukaryota; Metazoa; Chordata; Actinopteri; Perciformes; Percidae
Product: protocadherin alpha-3-like
Exons: 2
Coding region: 1-2376 (791 amino acids)
Biological process (GO): homophilic cell-cell adhesion
Cellular component (GO): plasma membrane
Molecular function (GO): calcium ion binding
Source: RefSeq, a predicted model, not a curated record
AUGGAACAAAGCGGACGCCAGGCGUGGGUAGAGCGAUGGAGAUGCGUCGCAUACAUGGUGGCUUUGGUGACGUUAUGGAACAAAGCCUCAGCUCAGAUCAGAUAUUCCAUCUCCGAAGAGGUAAAAGAAGGAAGUGUUGUUGGAAACAUUGCGAAAGACUUAGGAAUUGAUAAGGCCACGCUGAAAGAUAGAGAGUAUCGUAUUGUUGGCAGUUCAACAGAACCCCUUUUUCGUUUGAAUAAGGACGACGGUAUUCUGUAUGUAAGUAGGAAAGUAGACAGGGAAGAGAUCUGUGAACGAAGCAACACCUGUAUAAUCAACAUUAAAACCGUGCUAGAAAAUCCUCUGGAAAUCCAUUACGUGGCCAUAGAGGUGAUGGAUAUAAACGACCACUCCCCCGUCUUUCAAGAGAAAGAGAAGCGACUGGAGAUAUUUGAAUCGACAUUACCGGGAGCACGGUUCCAGCUUCAACCUGCACGCGACCCUGAUGGUGGUCAGUUUACUGUUCAGCAGUAUAAACUCAGCCACAAUGAACACUUUCGUUUGGAAGUUAAGGAGAGGGGCGAAGACCGUAAGAUGCCCUUUCUGAUUUUACAAAAGCAGUUAGACAGAGAGGCUAUGGGAGAACACAAGCUUCUGCUUACAGCUAUUGAUGGUGGGAAGCCGGCGAUGUCUGGAACAAUAGAAAUAGUAAUUGUGGUGCUCGAUGUUAAUGACAAUUCACCCGUUUUUACAAAAGAUGUAUAUUCUACCAUUUUAAAUGAAAACGCGCACCCUGGUACGUUAGUUAUUCAGGUUAAUGCGACUGACUUGGAUGAGGGUGCAAACAGCGAAAUUGUUUACACAUUUGGUAAAGAAGUGGAUAUAUACUUGCAAAAACUAUUUCACAUAGACCCAAGGACGGGUGAAAUUAAAGUGAUCGGUAUAAUUGAUUUUGAAGAAAAUAAGAGUUAUGAAAUUGAUAUACAUGCUUCAGACAUGGGCACUAUCCCUCUUUCCACAGACAAAACUGUGAUAAUAAAGGUAAUAGACCUAAACGAUAAUCCCCCAGAGAUUGAAAUUACAUCAUUUUCGAAAUCAGUUCCAGAAGAUUCUAGAAUUGGAACAACAGUAGCUUUGAUCAGCGUCAAUGAUUUGGAUUCAGGCGCCAAUGGGAAGGUUUCCUGCUUUAUACGCGAGGACGUUCCUUUCGCUACAUCUCCAUCCCUGCAAGAUAAUAUGUACGCAAUAGUGACCAAAUUACAACUUAACAGAGAAAAAAAAUCUUCUUAUGAACUGACAGUUGUUGCAAAGGACACUGGUGAGCCAUCGCUCUCAUCUGAAAAGACAAUAAGUGUGGUUGUAUCAGAUGUGAACGAUAACAGACCACAGUUUUCAGUGAGCCCAUAUACGUUCUAUAUUACUGAAAACAAUGACCUAAUAGCACCAGUAUUUUCAGUUAGGGCAUCUGACCUUGAUGAUAGUGCUAAUGCACAUAUUUCAUAUCACAUUCAGAGGGACAGCAGUGGAGAAAAUGUUGCUCUGUUUUUAAAUAUCAACUCUGAAACUGGAGAUAUUUUGGCACUAAAAAGUUUUGACUUUGAAACACUGAAAACUUUCCAGUUCCAAGUUGUUGCCACAGAUUCUGGAACUCCGUCACUAAGCAGCAACGUCACAGUGAACGUGUUCAUUCUGGAUCAGAAUGACAACGCUCCAGUCAUCCUGUAUCCAGUCAGCUCUAACGGUUCUGCUGAAGGUGUGGAGGAGAUUCCCCGCAAUGUGAACGCAGGACACUUGGUGACUAAAGUCAGAGCCUAUGACGCUGAUAUAGGAUAUAACGGCUGGUUACUGUUUUCACUGCAGGACGUUACUGACCACAGUCUCUUUGGUUUGGACCGCUAUACAGGACAGAUCAGAACACUUCGCUCAUUCACAGAGACAGACGAGGCUGAGCAUAAACUGGUCAUACUGGUGAAAGACAAUGGGAACGUUUCACUCUCAGCAACAGCUACUGUGCUUGUCAAAGUUGUGGAGCCCAAAGAGGCUUUUGCUGCUUCUGAUGUUAAAAGUGCAACAAAGGAUGAGGAGGAGAAUAAUGUGACUUUUUACCUGAUGAUAACUUUGGGCUCAGUUUCAACACUUUUUCUCAUCAGUAUCAUCGUGCUGAUUGCAAUGCAGUGCUCCAAAACCACAGACUAUACUUCUAAAUAUCUACAAGAGACUAAUUAUGAUGGGACACUGUGUCACAGCAUCCAGUACAGAUCUGGAGACAAACGGUACAUGCUAGUAGGACCAAGAAUGAGUAUAGGAUCUACUAUAGUCCCGGGCAGCCAUGCGAAUACACUAGUGCUCCCUGACAGGAGAGGGACAUCUGGAGAGAGGUCAGAACAGAUGUAGGUCUGCACUGCACUUGGCAUCUGUAUGAGCUACAGCCACAACAUCUGCUGCUGUGCUUAGGUCAUCACUGCAUGCCUGGAGGAUUGAACUGACUGAGCGGGCAGAGCAAGGCUACAUGCAAGACAGACAGCUAUUAAGUGGAAAAAAGCGCCCAGUGAUCUAGAUUUAUUGGGAUGGGGUUGUGAUCUCUGAUUGAUAGAAUGUAUGGGUGAGGAAAAUCCAGAGUCAGCUGUUUAGACAUUGGAUGCAGUCGUAGUAAGAGGAUUGCCUUCUUAGAGCAAUACAUCUGCACUGCUCACUGUGGAGUAGACGGGAUAUAAGGCCACAGUUGCCAUACACUUGUCUGAUUAAAUACCGUAUGUUGUAUUAAUUUCUGGCCAUGCAUGGAUGGGAUCAGAUGUUGGCUGUUAGAUGGAUCCAGUCUCUAGCUGAAGGGUUCCUCUCCCCCCUGUGGUUAUUUGCCACUGUCAUAUCCCCACUAAGCAUCUUGGGUAAUUACUAUGCCUUUAUUUAGCAAUUGCAUUCUUAUUUCUCUGGAUGUUCCCUGUUUGGGUAUUCACAACAAGAACAUUCUAUAGUCAAGCUUAUGUGUGUUUAUGACUUCUUUAAUGUUUAGUGCUACACCACAGUAUUGAUAACUUCAUUUUCUUUUAAUGCUUUUUUACAUGGUUAGCAGGAGUGCAACUAGAAUUCCACUAGAAUGUGUGUGUCUGUUCAGUUACAAGGCUGUAACUAAAACAACAUUGUCUGAAAAAUAAUACAGAAAAAACUUUGUAUAUAUUUGUGAGUAUUAAUUAAUUGUAUAUUGAGUUCAUUGAGUGGUCUGAUCAAACUGGGCAUAACCUUCCUUUGUGAUCUAAUCGUGAUAUUUGUGUCAUGCAAAAAGCAUAUUGUCACUGUGUUUAUUUCAUAAUUUAACUUUAGUUCACAUGGCCCUCUAGGAAGACUUUGCAUCUCUUGAACUGUAAGGCAUUUUCAAAAAAAAGCAAUUAGGUCAGCUCAGAUAAACAAACAGUAAAUUAUUUUUUAUUUUUUCUUAAAAGUUCAAAUGUUUAAGGUGUGAGUUUUCACCAGAUGUCAGUGAUAAACAGCCUUUUUCUAAAAGCAUGAAAAUGUGGUCAAAAUUGUAUCAUAAAGAAUUAUAAAUCAUUUACUGUCCUGAUAUCAAGCGUGUGUGAUGCCACUGACUGUAGAUAGAGAAAAUGCCUGUUUUAACACUAAUUAAAGCUACAUGUACAGGCUGAAACGUCUUAUCCACUUUCUUCUUAUUUUUAAAAUGGUCCGACCGUCAUUCGGCUCCUUCUGGUCAUCCCUGAGGGUGUGAAACAUUGAGCUGUUCUGUACAGUGGGUGAGUCAUCCCAUCAUGUAGAUUUUCAUUUUGUGAAGUUGGUCUGCUGUGUUUUAUUUUUAGGUGAACCAUCUGUAAUGGGAACAUGAAAUCAGGAUUCAUGGUCUUUGGCAUUCAUCAUGAUGGCUAUUAUUCCAUCAUGAUAUUAGGGAGAUUUGGUUAUGUGAUGCCCUGUAGCAAAACAGACUUGAGUUGUGUCCAUGCUUGUUUAGAUGUGUACUGAUCGCUAAAUAUUCUUCCAUGUUUCCCGCCA